Molecule: messenger RNA, 774 nt
Organism: Fomitiporia mediterranea MF3/22
Lineage: Eukaryota; Fungi; Basidiomycota; Agaricomycetes; Hymenochaetales; Hymenochaetaceae
Exons: 1
Coding region: 1-774 (257 amino acids)
Source: RefSeq, a predicted model, not a curated record
AUGUCCAUGUACAACCACUCCCAAGGCACAAUCCUCUUUCCGACCCUUCGCGCACUUUCCUUCCCCACCCACCAUUCCAUGCUUGACAUCACUCUCGAUGGGCCCACACCACGUGCAUUUACAUUCCCCAGUGCUGUCAAUGACACCAUUUCGAAUCACGAAAGCAGUGGCCCACCACUCACCCCUCCUGAGCCGAGUCCGUCCACACCUUCCACUUCACCCUCUCCCUUCGAGCCAGAACGUCCCAGAGGUACACCUUUGCAAUCAUCCACAGCAACGACUCAGUUCACUGCACCUCCCUUUUUGAGACGUGGUCAGAGCAUGCAAUGUGCAUGCACGGAUACGGCUUCGCCUGCAGCUCAAAUCAGCUCAUUCAACGCUGCAGUCCUCAACCCCGGUGCACCACUCUUCCUUGCUGCACACCGUCGCGGUGCAUCUAUCUCUUCUCUUCAAGUAUCUACUUAUGCUAACAAUCCCCUCCCAGUAGCAAGUCGCCCUCCCAACCUGUCUCACAAGCGCAAGCUCUGCAAUCCGCACAAUCUCACGACACUCACCGUACUCAUACGCAAUUCAACUUGCAGGGACGAGCGAAGACCAAAGCGUAGUGACAAAGACGACAUCGAUCGGCCCACGAUGCAUUCCUGCAUUCCUCCUUUGUGUCGCGAAUGUCGUUUACGAAAGAACGAGGCAGUGGCUGUAGUUAUGGCAGAAGGUGAUCCUGUCGCACGGCGUCAACGUCAAGCAGACCUGUCCAAGACAAUCUCGAAUAAAUAG